Pteropus alecto (black flying fox) is the source of this 4211-nucleotide messenger RNA. RefSeq names its product FLII, actin remodeling protein (gene FLII). Gene Ontology annotation, biological process: barbed-end actin filament capping; actin polymerization or depolymerization; actin filament severing. Gene Ontology annotation, molecular function: actin filament binding; phosphatidylinositol-4,5-bisphosphate binding. Gene Ontology annotation, cellular component: nucleus; actin cytoskeleton; cytoplasm. Lineage: Eukaryota; Metazoa; Chordata; Mammalia; Chiroptera; Pteropodidae. The record is from RefSeq and is a predicted model, not a curated record.
GGGCGGGGUCGGCAAUGGCCCAGCCCGUGGCUCUCCCGGCCGCCCCCCCGCCGCCCGCGCUUGGCCCGGCCCGGCAGCGAGAACGGCGCCAUGGAGGCCACCGGGGUGCUGCCGUUCGUGCGCGGCGUGGAUCUCAGUGGCAACGACUUCAAGGGAGGCUACUUCCCUGAGAAUGUUAAAGCCAUGACAAGUCUGCGAUGGCUGAAAAAAUACCUGCCGGAGGAGUUGGCCUCCCUACAGAAGCUGGAGCACUUGUCUGUGAGCCACAACAACCUGACCACACUUCAUGGAGAGCUGUCGAGCCUGCCAUCACUUCGGGCCAUCGUGGCUCGAGCCAACAGCCUGAAGAAUUCUGGAGUCCCUGAUGACAUCUUCAAGCUGGAUGAUCUCUCAGUCCUGGACUUGAGCUACAACCAGCUGACAGAGUGCCCGCGGGAGCUGGAGAAUGCCAAGAACAUGCUGGUGUUGAACCUCAGUCACAACAGCAUCGACACCAUUCCCAACCAACUCUUCAUCAACCUCACUGACCUGCUGUACCUGGACCUCAGCGAGAACUGCCUGGAAAGCUUGCCUCCACAGAUGCGCCGCCUGGUGCACCUACAGACACUCGUGCUCAACGGGAACCCACUGUUACAUGCACAGCUCCGGCAGCUCCCAGCUCUGACAGCCUUGCAGACCCUGCACCUGAGGAACACCCAGCGCACCCAGGGCAACCUCCCCACCAGCCUGGAGGGCCUGAGCAACCUUGCAGAUGUGGACCUUUCCUGCAACGACCUGACACGGGUUCCUGAGUGCCUGUACACCCUCCACAGCCUGCGCCGCCUGAACCUCAGCAGCAACCAGAUCACGGAGCUAUCCCUGUGCAUCGACCAGUGGGUGCAUGUGGAGACCUUGAACCUGUCCCGCAAUCAGCUCACCUCACUGCCUUCGGCCAUUUGCAAGCUGACCAAGCUGAAGAAGCUAUACCUGAACUCUAACAAACUGGACUUUGAUGGGCUGCCCUCAGGCAUUGGCAAGCUGGCCUGCUUGGAGGAGUUCAUGGCUGCCAACAAUAACCUGGAGCUGAUUCCUGAAAGCCUCUGCAGGUGCACAAAGCUGAGGAAACUCGUCCUGAACAAAAACCGCCUGGUGACCCUCCCAGAGGCCAUCCACUUCCUGACGGAGAUAGAGGUCCUGGAUGUGCGGGAGAACCCCAGCCUGGUCAUGCCUCCCAAGCCUGCUGACCGCACUGCCGAGUGGUACAACAUUGACUUCUCACUGCAGAACCAGCUACAGCUGGCAGGUGCCUCUCCUGCCACAGUGGCUGCGGCAGCAGCUGGGGGUGGGCCCAAGGACCCCCUGGCUCGGAAGAUGCGGCUACGGAGGCGCAAAGACUCAGCCCAGGAUGACCAAGCCAAGCAGGUGCUGAAGGGCAUGUCAGACGUGGCCCAGGAGAAGAAUAAAAAGCAGGAGGAGAGUACUGACACCCGAGCCCCCGGGGGCAAGGUGCGGCGCUGGGACCAGGGCCUGGAGAAGCCUCGCCUCGACUACUCAGAGUUCUUCACAGAGGAUGUGGGCCAACUGCCUGGCCUGACCAUUUGGCAGAUCGAGAACUUUGUGCCUGUGCUGGUGGAGGAAGCCUUACAUGGCAAGUUCUAUGAAGCUGACUGCUACAUCGUGCUCAAGACCUUUCUGGAUGACAGCGGCUCUCUGAACUGGGAGAUCUACUACUGGAUCGGUGGGGAGGCCACACUCGACAAGAAGGCUUGCUCUGCUAUCCACGCGGUGAACCUGCGCAACUACCUGGGUGCGGAGUGCCGCACUGUGCGGGAAGAGAUGGGAGAUGAGAGCGAGGAGUUCUUGCAGGUGUUUGACAACGACAUCGCCUACAUCGAGGGUGGAACAGCCAGUGGCUUCUACACUGUGGAGGACACACACUAUGUCACCAGGAUGUACCGCGUGUAUGGGAAAAAGAACAUCAAACUGGAGCCUGUGCCACUCAAGGGGGCCUCUCUGGACCCGAGGUUUGUUUUCCUGCUGGACCAAGGGCUGGACAUCUACGUGUGGCGGGGGACCCAGGCCACACUGAGUGGCACUACCAAGGCCAGGCUCUUUGCAGAAAAAAUUAACAAAAACGAGCGGAAAGGGAAGGCAGAGAUCACAUUGCUGGUGCAAGGCCAAGAGCCCCCAGAGUUCUGGGGGGCACUGGGUGGUGAGCCCUCCGAGAUCAAGAAGCAUGUGCCUGAUGAUUUCUGGCCACCCCAGCCUAAGCUAUAUAAGGUGGGCCUGGGUCUGGGUUACCUGGAGCUGCCACAGAUCAACUACAAGCUGUCUGUGGAACAUAAGACGCGACCCAAGGUGGAACUGAUGCCGGGGAUGCGGCUGCUGCAGAGCCUACUGGACACGCGAUGCGUGUACAUCCUGGACUGUUGGUCUGAUGUGUUCAUCUGGCUUGGGCGCAAGUCGCCGCGCCUGGUGCGUGCUGCAGCCCUCAAGUUGGGCCAGGAGCUGUGCGGGAUGCUACACCGGCCACGCCACGCCACGGUCAGCCGCAGCCUUGAGGGCACUGAGGCACAGGUGUUCAAAGCCAAGUUCAAAAAUUGGGAUGACGUGUUGACAGUGGACUACACGCGCAAUGCAGAAGCCGUGCUGCAGGGCUCAGGACUCACCGGGAAGGUGAAGCGCGAUGCCGAGAAGAAAGAUCAGAUGAAAGCUGACCUCACUGCGCUGUUCCUGCCCCGGCAGCCGCCCAUGGCGCUAGCUGAGGCCGAGCAGCUGAUGGAGGAGUGGAAUGAGGACCUGGAUGGCAUGGAGGGCUUCGUGCUCGAGGGUAAGAAGUUCGCGCGGCUGCCUGAGGAAGAGUUUGGCCACUUCUACACACAGGACUGCUACGUCUUCCUCUGCAGAUACUGGGUCCCUGUGGAAUACGAGGAAGAAGAGAAGAAAGAGAAAGAGGAGGAAAAGGCUGGGGCUGAGGGCAAAGAAGGUGAAGAGGCAGCCACCGAAGCGGAGGAGAAACAGCCCGAGGAGGACUUCCAAUGCAUCGUGUACUUCUGGCAGGGCCGUGAAGCCUCCAACAUGGGCUGGCUCACCUUCACCUUCAGCCUGCAAAAGAAGUUCGAGAGCCUCUUCCCGGGCAAGCUAGAGGUGGUGCGAAUGACGCAGCAGCAAGAGAACCCCAAGUUCCUGUCCCAUUUCAAGAGAAAAUUCGUCAUCCACCGGGGCAAGAGGAAGGUGGCCCAGGGCACCCUGCAGCCAAGCCUCUACCAGAUUCGAACCAAUGGCAGCGCCCUCUGCACUCGGUGCAUCCAGAUCAACACCGACUCCAGCCUCCUCAACUCCGAGUUCUGCUUCAUCCUCAAGGUUCCCUUUGAGAGUGAGGACAACCAGGGCAUCGUGUACGCAUGGGUGGGCCGGGCAUCAGACCCUGAUGAGGCCAAGCUGGCAGAGGAUAUACUGAACACCAUGUUUGAUACCUCCUACAGCAAGCAGGUCAUCAAUGAAGGUGAGGAGCCUGAGAACUUUUUCUGGGUGGGCAUCGGGGCACAGAAGCCUUACGACGAUGAUGCCGAAUACAUGAAGCACACUCGGCUCUUCCGGUGCUCCAACGAGAAGGGCUACUUUGCAGUGACGGAAAAAUGCUCUGACUUUUGCCAAGAUGACCUGGCAGAUGAUGACAUCAUGUUGUUAGACAAUGGCCAAGAGGUCUAUAUGUGGGUAGGGACCCAGACAAGCCAGGUGGAGAUCAAGCUGAGUCUGAAGGCCUGCCAGGUAUACAUCCAGCACAUGCGAGCCAAAGAGCACGAGCAUCCCCGCCGCCUGCGCCUUGUCCGUAAGGGUAACGAGCAGCAUGCCUUCACCCGAUGUUUCCAUGCCUGGAGCACCUUCCGCAAGGCCCUGGCCUAGGGCGACCAUUAUCAGCCUGCACUGUCCCAGUCGAAAACUCAAGCUCUGGGUGAGGGAGAGGAAAGGCCUCUGUCCAUCCACCACCUGCCAGCAGAGGCUGUAUACAGGUGGCAGCCCCUGCCCCAGUCACCCUCCAGUGCCACGGUCCCCAGCAGCACAGCCCAAGCAGUACCAAUGGGGGUAACCCUGACUGGUGCCCACAGAGGUCUGGAAAAUUAGACUCUUGGUAUGAGCUCACAUGUAACACCCCUCUUCCCCUGCCAGGGAUAAAGCAGAUGUGGUUAUCCUUUUGAGAUAUUAAAUGCUUUUAUUUUCAAUAUUAAAAA